Pseudomyrmex gracilis is the source of this 5264-nucleotide messenger RNA. RefSeq names its product rapamycin-insensitive companion of mTOR (gene rictor). Gene Ontology annotation, cellular component: TORC2 complex. NCBI's taxonomy places the organism in Eukaryota, Metazoa, Arthropoda, Insecta, Hymenoptera, Formicidae. The transcript has 9 exons. The record is from RefSeq and is a predicted model, not a curated record. Gene Ontology annotation, biological process: TORC2 signaling; positive regulation of phosphatidylinositol 3-kinase/protein kinase B signal transduction. The coding region runs from base 427 to 5181 and encodes 1584 amino acids. Gene Ontology annotation, molecular function: protein serine/threonine kinase activator activity.
CGGAAUGUGGUUCGUGCGUACUGUGUGUGGCUGCGUCUUCGUUUCUUCUGCUGUCGUUGUUUUCGUCUUUUUCCCGGUGAAGUAUCGUUAUACCGUUAUUCGAAAGAAGCAGCUAAUAGUACAGCAAUACGUAUUGUUUCGACGCAAAUGAUCGUCCCGUAGUUGAUGUAAUACUUCUCGAUGCUUUCGCUGCCAAGUCCGGUGCGACGUUUGUCAAAUAGACUGUCAUGCACGCCCGUACUAGUGUUUCGUUCGGUGCUCCCGCUCGCGGUCGAGAAUGACGUAUCGACACGCGCGGACGACGCGCGAACACGCACGUAACGGGCGGAGCGUCGUCGGACAAGAGCAACGCGACGGUUGAGAAAGAGAUCGCGAAAAAAACAACAACUUCUGGAUCAAUUGCCUGUGGAUACGCGCCAUCGAAUAAUGGCAAUUUCGAGCUGGAUGAUGUGGGGCAGGAACCUACGCACCAGCCGAUCUCAUCGAAGCCGCCAAGACACCGAGGACAACUGCGUUCAGCUCGACCUGUCAAGAGGAUUAAAGGAGAAUAUCAAGGAAGUCUUAACUAAUCUUUGCCAGCGUCACAAUGUUUCAAGUGUAAAGAAAUUAGCUUAUCUUAAUGCUGUUGUUAAGUUGAUCAGCGAAACAGACUCCCAAGAUUAUGGAUAUUCUACAGAGGACCUGUUCUGUUGUUUACGCGUGGUACUGGUGCAUGAGGCAACGCAGGUACGUGCUGCCGCACUACGAGCAAUACGUUACAUGCUUAAGAAGGAACAAGAUGUCAUUACAAUCAACAAAUUGCAAUAUCCGUACUUCCUAGCACGUAGCAUGGAUGUCAAUUUGCGGAACGAGAUGGAGAGAAUGCAGGCUCUGCGACUUGUCAGAAGGAUUCUGGUACUAGCUCCAAAGCAUUUCAGUCCUGCUCUAGCAAGAUCGUUGAUCAGUUUGACGAAUGGCGGAAUUGAAGAGCGAGACCGUGCAUUUAGAGCAUUUUUGGCAACCCUAUGCGAACUGGGCGUUCUGAACUCCAAUCUAUUAAUAAGCUGCGGUGGUGUUGGUACUUUAGCUAGGGCUGCGAUGAGUGGUCAGAGCACCGCUGCAGUCGAGGCUGUAGUAGGAGUUCUACUUCGACUACUGAACAGCCCUGAUACUCGUAAUAGUGUAUCCCUCUUGUGCUUUGCCGCGCCUUAUUGUGAGUUGCAUUCUUCGAGCAUGGAAAGAACCAAAGAAGAGCGCGAGCAGAAGUUUGCAGCGAGCAAGCUGGCUCUUCUGAGCAUAUUACGUUCGUAUUCGGGUGUCCUGCACUUCUGCCGACCAGACAAUAAUUCGGGCCUGAAGGCUAUCGCGGAUAUUCUAUAUGUGGAACAGUUGGAAGUACGCGGGGCUGUAUUGGAGCUGCUUUACGAGCUGUUGGAUUUACCGCUGCCCACGUGGACCGAUGAGCCGGACGUUGCACUGGCCGCAGUAGAUCCCAGCAGAUCGAGAGACUCGUGGAAAUUAUCCGAGGGUUUUGUCGCUGCCGAGGGAAAGUUUAUAUUGCCCUCUCUGUCAUCGCAUUGUCCCAACAUCACAGAGAUACACUCGGCGUUGUUGAUCUACGUCCUCUUGGAAUGUGGUUUGCAUCGUGCCCUCGCGGAGACCAUCGUUUCCAGCGACACGUUUAUCUCGGUACGCGCAGCGGUACUUCUAGGCGCUCUAUUACAUCUCGCGCACUCGCUCUUGCCAUCCGAACUUUGCGAUCUUACCCCGCCGCUACCGAAUUUGCUGCAGCAUGCGAGCGCGGGCAAACAUCAGGCGUUGGCAGCAGUAACUAUUCUCGAGCGAAUGCACACAAUGAUGCGACGCAGACCUACGCCGGCAAGUCUCUUUCUCGAUCGUAUACUACAAGCCGGCACCUGGCUACGACCGACCUUACCUCGGCGUCAACGACCAUCUGGCAAGCAUUGGUUACGAAUUGGUAGAGAAUCGCCGAUCACACCGUUGUUGAAAGACGCGCAGGUGCUCAGUACAAAAGAUGCGCUUGCCUGGAACUGGCCAGUGGUGCGAGCAAUUCUGCGAUCGCGUGAGGAUUCCACGCGAAUCUUGCACGAUUCCGAUCACCGGUUAUUCAUGAAACGACUUGUGCGCUAUUUCAAACCCUCGUGGAAUGGAUACAGCCGAGUUGAGCUGGGCACGAGUGCAACUCUGGCGCGCGAAGCGACUCUCGCUGGUUGCGAUUUGCUCAAUUGUCUUUUGGAACUGCACGAGCCGGAGGGCGCGCGACUUCUCAAUGAGUUGAUCGGUGACAUUGCCGAGCAAAUCAAUAAUAUCAGCACCGCCGAAUCCGCACACGAUUGUCUUUUCUCGCCGCGUCACAUGUCCACUACGUGUUGCCAGAAAUACUUUCUGUUUCUCGGUCAGUUGAGUCACUCGGCUAAAGGCACGGUGGUCCUCAAGAGUUUUAACCUAUUGGAAAAGCUUCAAGAUCUCGCGCUUGCCACCAAUCACGACUGUUACGUCAAGUUAAUCGUAUCUAGCCUGGAUUACUCACGAGAUGGCCCGAAUAGAAAGGUGUUAAGCAAAAUCAUAUCUGACGCAACGCUAUGGAGCACGCGACUUUACGCCACGCAAUUUCUACGGCUGAUACUUCGCGCGAGAAUGACGGAUGCCGUGCGUUGGGCAAUGUUAUUGUUGGUCGAUCGCUUGUCGGACAAUUCCACGGCUGUAGCGCUGGCCGCACUGGAAGCGUUACACGAAGCUUGCGAGGAAACCGAAUAUCUCGAGGCGCUUCUUCAGCAGGGCGGACAAUCGCGCAAUUGGGACAAGUGGUUGCAGCAUUUAGGUGACAAGGGUUAUCUGCUAAAGAUUCGAUUCUACUCCUUGCAGCAAGGCUUUGCGAGUUUUGCUAUGCCGUCAGAAGAAUUAGAGAAAUGGAUCGGGCCUGGCGGCUUUGCCGAACGAUACGUAGGCCUUGUGGAAGGGGAGAUACACGACGCGUUGACGCGUCGUCAACGCGACGAGACCGGUAGCUACCAGAGAAGAACCACCAACAUACCAAUGGUACCGCGCGAUAUCUUUGUGCCGCCUCAUCUGAUCGGCCAGCUAGCACAGCACGACUUGGGUAUGCAAUUGCUGUUGCGUCGCAACGUGAUACAGCGCUUUGCUCGAGUGCUGCAGCGAUUCAAGCUGGAGUUCGGCGGUCGUGAUUCAGAGUCUAAUUUGCGAUGCACCAGAACAAAUCGUUUCAUAGCUGCUGCCACUGCUGCUGCUGCUGCUGCUGCUACUACCACUAUCACUACCGCUAUUACUGCUACUUCUACUACCACUACUACUUCUGCUACUAUUACUACUGUUACUGCUACUGCCAUUGCUGCUACUACUACCGCUACGACCUCCGCCAUUGUUACCGACGACAGCUGUAUCAUGUCAGAGGAAUCCACAGAUGAAGCGAUGGAUCACUACAGCCGCCUCGAAACCAUUUUCGACUCCGAAGUGGUGGAAAGCGUGGUCCGGGACACAAUUACUUCAGAGUCGUUGGAGAUCCGUCCCAAAACUAAUGUGGACAAUUCUCGGCACACCACUCCGGAACGAAGUUGGAGACUGGAAACUGGCGAGUUGUCGCGUGACGAUUACUUCGUUGAUUCGAAUGGCAGCCUGCUCAAAGUGAAAUCGGCUCUGUGGGCGCUCGGACAUGCGGGCACGUCUGCCGCCGGCGUUGAACAUCUCAGUCAUUUGGGUAUAAUCGAGAUGAUUACCUCCAUGGCGGAGACUUGUCAAUAUUAUUCAGUGCGCGCGACCGCGAUGUACGCUCUCAGUCUGAUUGGUACUACUCGCGCUGGCGCUGAUGCGCUCAUUAAUUUUAACUGGCCGUGCGUUCGACAUCGACGUGGAGACAACUGGCCCGUGGUGUCGCCCUCGACUAGAUAUUCCGUUCCGAGCCCGGUCCCUGUGCAGCGGCAUCAUCGCAGCCUCAGCGACGGCAAGCCGGAACUGCCUGAACCGAUUGCACGCCGAACUAGAAAUCGAUCCGAGAGCGCGGCUACAGAUCUCGAAGCGAGACGCUACAUUCUUCCAGACAGAGGCGAAACUCCAAGUCCCGUUUCCAGCAUACAGAGACUAAGCCAACAAGACGCUGAAGGAUAUGCGCGAUUACGUAGUUUACAACGUCAUCGCAGGCCAAGUUACUCUCAAAGUAGUUUAGAAAUGUAUAGUUUAGAUGGCCGUCUUUCGCUGCAAAGUCUGUCGGAGUACGAUUCGUCCCGCAGCUGGAUCGCAGAGAACGCGGUUCUCACACCUACUCCCCCUCCACCGGAAGACGACAAUGAGAAUUUAUUCUACAUAGGUAUCUGUCUGCCAAGAAGACUUCUCGCGAUCUUUCCCGAGCCCCCACAACCGUCGAAACCGAUUAUUCUGGAGGAUAUCGUCAGAUCGGAGUUGGAGACGACAGAGAUUGAUGAGGAGUCAAGCUCGGACUACGAUAUCGACUUCGAGCAUUGCCGCACGUGUCUCGUUUGUUAUCACGGUAAAAGUGGCAAGACCGCAAGCACCGAGCAGGAUACGAAAUUGCGAAGAGAAAUACUUAAGCAUACUCAGCGGCUCGCGAAUCCCGUGUUGUAUCGUAACAGCCGUCAGUCGUUGCUCAGAUUGAGACAACGGUAUCCCGAAAAAUUUCAGGACACCUGUUUGUUUUCGGAUGUGGCCGCUCGCUUGAGUAGUGGCACGUAUAGAAUGCCAGCGAGACGAUUCCUGCAAGAAUUAUUUCUCGAUUCUGCAUUUGACGCACUUUAUGUAGAACCAAUCAACAUUCUGAACAUACCAAUCGGAACGGAGGAGAAUCCGCUCCAAUCAUCACCUGUUGUUCCUAUUUCUGAAACUAGCCAUCGGCAGCAGUCUGUCAGUUCUGUCGAGGGCAAAAUCAAUGGGAGACUCACUCUGACUGAAAUACAAACGGCACAACUUGCGUCGGUCGCUGAAGAAGGAUUCUCAAUGAGGGGUGACAAGUCGACGUGCAACGUAUCGCAUCAAUACAAAAAGAAGCAACCUCCUCUUCAAGAAAUUAAGCGGGAAGCGCAGGAUCGGCUCAGCGACGAGAAGAUCAUAGCCGAUAUUCUGAAGCCGGAAGAGCGGAUACGUUUGUCAAAGAGUUCUGACAGAUCGUUAAAAUUAUCGGGUACAAACACUGCCAUCAGCCUUGAUUCGUAGUUUUUCAUCUUUUGAUUACUACUAUUGUACAUAAUUUUGUAUGAAAUAAUACUACGUACACACACACACACACACACACAAAC